This is a messenger RNA of Lactuca saligna, 1542 nucleotides long. The record is from the annotation of a GenBank genome assembly. NCBI's taxonomy places the organism in Eukaryota, Viridiplantae, Streptophyta, Magnoliopsida, Asterales, Asteraceae.
AUGGAAGUGACAACCAACCUCAGUCUAACAUGGAUAGUAGUGGGAAAGAAAAUAUUGAGGGACAUAUGUAAUGGAGUUGUGGCAUUUACUAAUGAUGGAGUUGGUGGACCUACCCAAGCUGAAAAAAGUAAAGGGAAAAGUAAAGAAAAGGACAAACAAGGUGGGACAAGUCAAGAAAAAGCAGUUCUUCUUGUCCUUGGAUGUUACAUGCGUCGAGGUCUACAGAUGCAAGCAGUUGGUACAUUAAAACAUAUGAAGACAAACACACUUGGGAUGAAGAAGGGAUGCAAAGCUUGUUUAAGAGAUUUCUUGGGGUUAUAUGGAGCUCAUAUGAAAGGCCCUUAUCCAGUCCAGAUCUUAACUGCAGUUGGAUUAGAUUCCAAUAAUGGCAUAUACCCACUUGCACAUGCCAUUGUAGAGAUUGAAAACUAUGAAUCUUGGAAGUGGUUCUUUGAAUGUCUUGGUGAUGACUUGGAUCUACAUACUAUGUCUAAUUUCACUUUUGUUAGUGACAGAAAAAAGGGUUUGCUACAAGCAGUUAGUCAACUGUUCCCAUGUUCUGAGCAAAGGUUCUGUCUCAGACAUAUACAUGAGAACAUGAAGAAACAAUGGAGAACUAAGGAAUAUAAAGAUCACCUUUGGGAUUGUGCCACGGCUACAAUAGUGCUAGAGUUUAACCAUUACAUGCACCAAUUCAGUUUAUAUGACAAAUUAGCAUAUGAAUGGUUGAAGUCAAUACCACCACAACAUUGGGCAAAAAUCCAUUUCACAAGGAGAGCAACUACAUACAUGAUGUUAAACAACUUUUGUGAGGUGUUUAAUGGCAAGUUGGUUGAUAGGAGAGACAAACCAAUUAUUAGCUGCUUGGAGUUUAUUAGGGAAUAUAUGAUGAAGAGGAUAUGCAAUGUCCUCAAGGUGCAACAAAAAUGUGUAGGCCCACUCACCCCAACAUCAACAAAGAUCAUGGAGAAGAAUGAAGCAGCUGCUAUUAAAUACAUUGCAGAAUGGUGUGGUGAUGAAAAAUACCAAGUGAAAGGCCCAUGGAAUGAUCAACAUGCUGUUGAUAUGCAGGAAAGGGUAUGCAGCUACAAGAAAUGGGAGUUAACAGGUAUCCCUUGUAUACAUGUGAUUUUUGUGUUGUAUAACAAAGCAGAUCAUGCUGAGUGUGUACACAAGAUCCAUACUUAUGUCCACAAGUUGCACUGGCUACAAAGUUGGAAAAUUGCAUAUGGGUACAAGCUGGAACCAAUUAAAGGUCGGGCAUUGUGGCCUAGAAGUAAGUGUCCAAUGCAUAUCACACCUCCCCCACACCGUAAUCAACUCAGGAGACCCAAGAAAAAGAGAAGGCAAUCCAUGGAGGAGAAAAGUCAAAGCAAGAGUGAAAGUCAUAGUCAAAGGUCAGAUGCUGGUCCCAGUGAAAUUCAUGAUCAUGGUCCACAUGGUAGUGGGAAACUUACAAGAAAGUUUGUUAGUGUGACUUGUAGUAAGUGUGGAAACAAAGGGCACAACUCCAGGACAUGCAAAGGUCAGAGAGGGACUUGA